AUGUUGAAUUCGCGUCGCGCGCUUGUCGCGGCCUGUUUCAUCCUCGUCGUUUUCUUUCUGAUCUCGAGAUCAUCCCACGACACCACGACAGCCACGAGUACGACCUCCAGAACCUCAGAUUCGGACACACAAAAGCCCGUAAGCGAAAACCCAGGCAGCCAGGAUGUCUCUGGCGACGGCGCAGCAGUCGUCGCAGGCGGCACCAGAAGGCCCGCGGCCAUUCGAACGCCUCAGAAGCCAAUGAACGACAUGUCUCACAUGUCGACCUACGACAAGCUUGCCUACGCCUACCCCUACGACGUCACCCUCAAGUUCCCUGCCUACAUCUGGCAGACGUGGAAGUCUACACCCGCCGACGAGGGCUUCGAGUUUCGCGAGCAGGAGUCGUCGUGGUCCGACCAGCACCCGGGCUUCGUCCACGAGGUCAUCAAUGACGACGUUGCGCGCGAUCUGCUGCGCCUCCUCUACGCGUCCGUCCCCGAGGUCCUCGAGGCCUACUCUGCGCUACCCCUACCCGUCCUGAAAGCCGACCUGUUCCGUUACCUCAUCCUAUACGCCCGCGGAGGCAUCUAUUCCGACAUCGAUACCUACGCCAUCAAGAGCGCUUCAGAGUGGCUGCCUGAGCAGGUGGCUCGCGACACGGUCGGCCUUGUCAUUGGCAUCGAGGCCGAUCCCGACCGCCCGGACUGGGCCGAUUGGUACAGCCGUCGCAUCCAAUUCUGCCAGUGGACGAUCCAGAGCAAGCCCGGUCACCCUGCGCUGCGCGACGUCAUCGCCCGCAUCACCAAGGAGGUUCUCGAGCUCAAGCGCGCCGGAAAACUGGCCAAGUUCGUUAGCAACGACGUGGUGGGUCUGACCGGCCCUGCUGUCUGGACCGACACCAUCAUGGACUACUUCAACGAUGGGCGAUUCUUCGACAUGUCGCAGAGCAAGGGGACCAUCGACUACCGCAACUUCACGGGCAUGACUUCCAGCAAACGCGUGGGCGAUGUCGUUGUCCUCCCAAUCACCAGUUUCUCACCGGGCGUGGGGCAGAUGGGUGCAGGAGAGACAGAUGACCCCAUGGCGUUUGUUAAGCACGAGUUCGAAGGUACCUGGAAACCAGAGAGCGAACGUCAUAUCGGUGAAACGAAAACCACUUGA
Messenger RNA from Clonostachys byssicola, 1143 nucleotides. The record is from the annotation of a GenBank genome assembly. Lineage: Eukaryota; Fungi; Ascomycota; Sordariomycetes; Hypocreales; Bionectriaceae.